AUGUUUCAAAUCUCGAUUAUGUAUCAACAAACAUUAUCGGCAAAACGAUUUUUAUUUAUGAAUUUAUUUUUAAAACGUGUAAAAGAUCGAAUUCUGGUAUUUGCCAGUGAUCAACAAUUGGAAUUAUUAUUUGAUAGUGAUUUUAUAUUCAUGGACGGGACGUUUAGCACCGCACCAAACAAUUUUGAUCAAGUUUAUUGGAUACAUGCGCAGAAGUUUGGCCAAGGUAGGUUCUUCUUCUUUAUGCUAUCAUCU
Molecule: messenger RNA, 255 nt
Organism: Didymodactylos carnosus
Lineage: Eukaryota; Metazoa; Rotifera; Eurotatoria; Philodinida; Philodinidae
Source: the annotation of a GenBank genome assembly